AUGUCCCCUCAGAUAGAUGGCGCUUCUGGCCAGGUUCCUCUAUCCACCAGUAGUUCUUCCAGCAGACCAGAGGCUCUGAGUCAGGCUGCUGCCCUAAGUGGCGGUAUAGUAUGUUCCAAUCGAGUUUCCGAAAAAAUCCGGCAACUCGUAAAUACUUUAAAACGACCAAAGCGCAGACCACUUCCAGAGUACUAUCUGGACGAGGAUGACCAAGUCCUGGUACAACCGAUACUUGAUCCGACCGCUCCGCGUCCCAGAGGCACAGUCACUGAACCUUUGAUAGGAGAAGAACUAGUCGUAAGUCCUUUCAAAUUAGCAUAUUUUAUUGUAAAUCUCAGUCGAUAG
Molecule: messenger RNA, 345 nt
Organism: Protopolystoma xenopodis
Lineage: Eukaryota; Metazoa; Platyhelminthes; Monogenea; Polystomatidea; Polystomatidae
Source: the annotation of a GenBank genome assembly